UCUGUCCAUUGACUCCAUUAGCCAUUAGUCCGCACUUUCCGCUCAACGCGUAAGUGUCGCAGCAAAAGUGUCGCAAUCGCAGUCGCAAUCGCAACUGCAAUCUGGCUGUAUAAAGCCCCCGCCCCCUGCCCCACCGGCUCACCGCAAAGGCUAGAAUACGCCUCACUGUGCAUUUGACAAGCUCAGGAGCCUGCCGGCCGAACCCGCGCUUUGUCUAGCAGCUCCGCAGAGGUCUAACUGGACACCCGACCUCAUCAUCCCUUCCUCCCUUCUCCCAAACGGAUCACACAAAACACACAACAAGCAAUGGCCGACGUCACCACCGCCCCGGCACCCGCCGCCGCCGCCACUGCUCCAGGCUCCAGCAGCGGCGAGCACAAGUACGUUUUCAACGUGAGCAUGUCGUGCGGGGGCUGCUCGGGCGCCGUCGAGCGGGUCCUGAAGAAGCUGGAGGGCGUCAAGAGCUACGAGGUCUCGCUUGAGAAACAGACGGCCGAGGUCAUUGCCGACGACUCGCUUCCUUACGACAAGGUGCUCCGGACUAUUGCUAAGACGGGGAAGAAGGUUAAUACGGGCGAGGCGGAUGGGGUUAAGCAGAGUGUUGAGGUUAAGGCUGAGUGAUGGACCUGCUGUGCUGGGUGAGGUAGGGUAGGCAUGGUUGCGGUGUGGUACAGUACUAAGUACUGGGAUGUGUUGAAAGGGGUUGGUGUUUGGCAUGUUGCUGCCCCUGUGUAUGGGGGCUUUGGGUUGGCCUCUCUCUCCGUGUGUAAGAGAAGGCUUUGCGAUGUAGGUACCGGUACUGUACUUGGCCGGUUGGUUGGCGGACGGGCAAGGUUCUCCUAUUUAUGUGGAUAGAUUUCUUUGGCUUGAUUGUUUGUUUGUUUUGCUGCUGAUGCAAACUUGUUUCUUUUCUCAGGGGUUGCGUCUGCGAGUAUGAGUGCGUGAAGUUUGAAGGUGUUAAGUCAGGAUUCGAAGUCUGGCUUUGGCACAGGAUGUCACCCAAGGACAUAUCUAUAUUGGAGUCCACUUGUUGAGGGGACAUCACG
Canariomyces notabilis is the source of this 1046-nucleotide messenger RNA. RefSeq lists its product as uncharacterized. Lineage: Eukaryota; Fungi; Ascomycota; Sordariomycetes; Sordariales; Chaetomiaceae. Gene Ontology annotation, molecular function: metal ion binding; copper chaperone activity. The record is from RefSeq and is a predicted model, not a curated record. The coding region runs from base 307 to 621 and encodes 104 amino acids. Gene Ontology annotation, biological process: copper ion transport. The transcript is spliced from 3 exons. Gene Ontology annotation, cellular component: cytosol.